This is a messenger RNA of Trichomonas vaginalis G3, 2499 nucleotides long. Its product is annotated as protein kinase protein. The record is from RefSeq and is a predicted model, not a curated record. Gene Ontology annotation, biological process: protein phosphorylation. Gene Ontology annotation, molecular function: ATP binding; protein kinase activity. NCBI's taxonomy places the organism in Eukaryota, Parabasalia, Trichomonadida, Trichomonadidae. The transcript has a single exon. Bases 1 to 2499 code for a protein of 832 amino acids.
AUGAGUGUUUACAAGAGGCAUCUUCAAGAACUUUCCAAGACUGAAUCUGAUUUGGUUGUUGACCUAUCCAACUUUGAAUUCCAAGAUGUUAUCGGCAAAGGAGGUUUCGGCGAAGUAAUCAAAGGCGUUGAUAAGAAUUCCGGUAAAAUUGUUGCAAUUAAGCAGAUAUUUUCACAAAAGCUUGAAGGCAAUAAGCUUCGAAGAUAUCUUGGAGAAAUCGAAACUAUGGCUAAGUGCAACAACUUUUUUCUCGUUCCUUUUGUUGGCUUUACAACAAAACCUCCUUAUUCAAUUAUCACUGAAUACAUGCCAAAUGGUGCACUUAACUCAUACACUCGUUCAAGAUGCAAAGAUUUCCUUUCAGGAACGCAAUUAACAUCCAUUUCUAUUGGAAUUUCAUUUGGUAUGGUUCAUUUACACUCUCUUAACAUCAUACAUCGAGAUUUGAAGACAGGAAACAUACUUUUAGAUGAAAAUUUCUUUCCACGAAUAUGUGAUUUCGGAAUUGCUCGAUUUGAUGAUUCAGAGACUAGUAUUCUUACCAAAAAGAUUGGCACACCCAAUUACAUGGCUCCUGAGCUCAUUACAUCCAACAAUUACACUAACAAAGUUGAUGUCUACGCUUUCGCUAUGAUUCUCUACGAAAUGUCCGAAAAUGUCAAGCCAUUCCAAGGUUUAUCAGUCAACGAUAUCUUUACAGGCGUCGUACAAAAGGAUAAACGACCUAGAUUUACAAAUAAUACUCCACCACCUCUACAGAAGCUUAUACGUAAAUGCUGGGACCGGGAUCCAGAUGUACGACCUACAUUUGCGCAGAUAUUUGACGAGUUUAGCUCCGGAAGAGUUUAUUUUCACGAAACAAAUAAAUAUGAAAUCACAAAAUUUGUUAAAAUGAUCAAAGACAACGACGCACUAUGUCACCGAGGCGACGACCAGUCUGUAUUUGCUAUUAUUGAGAAGCAAUUGUCAGAAAAUACAAAUCAAACUCAAAACAAUAAAAAUAUUGAGCAAAACACAUAUAAUUCUGAUGAAUAUUACGAUGAAAUCGAAGAAGAAGACUAUUCUUCAGAAUCUGAUGAUCCUGCAACCAAUGUAUUGAGAGAUCCAACAAAUUCUUUGUUUUCUAAGUAUUUGGACUACUAUUCUAAAGUUAUAACAACAAACCAGUUCUCAGCAUUCUAUACACCUAUAUCAAUACACUUCAAAAGUUCAACUUCUCCCUCAAUUUUAAAAUUAAUUUAUAAUUCAUGCUGCACAUUGAUGAAACGGGACAAGCAGUUCAUUCCUUUUUUCGUUACCUCCAAGUUCUUCACUAAAAUACCCUUUGUUGACACAGAAGUUGUUGAUAUAAUAAUAGAAUGCUUCUCCUAUUUGUUUAUUCACUAUCCCAAAGGUCUAUCUCAGUCCAACUGCAAACAUAUCAAUGCCUUGUUCUCAUUUCGGCCUGAAAAAAUGUUAAUUUUGCACUCAUAUUACGCAAAACAACUUUUAUCGCUUACAAACCCUUGGCCGAUCCUGGAUAACUUAAUGACAAUACAGAGAUUGGUUUUGAAGAAGGGUUUCGGCUAUCUUUACAUUUCAUUAUUUUAUUAUUUGAUACAAAACUUUCCAACGUACAGGAAAGAACGUCUAUCACAUCUUAAGCCUAUAUUCAUGAGUUUCCUCUCAGCAAAAGACGACAGAACUGUAGAAACAACUUAUAAUUGUUUAUCAAUUGUUUUCGGAGACUUAAACGGCCAAAUCGACUUAUCCAAGGCCACAAAACACCUUACAAAUAAGGAACUGUCCGAUUCAGUUCUUUCUUUGUUGAUUAGACAAAAUUCGAUUAUUCCUGACGAAAAACUUGUUUCAGCGUUGAUAAAAGUAGCAGGAUCAUCACCUAAAGCAUGGAUGGUGAUGCUUAUCAUAGCAAAAACCACAGAAGGAAAGAUAUUUCUUCUGAAAAAUAAUAAUUGGAUUUCUUAUGCGAAAAAACACUUGCAACAAGUGUCAACAUUGUUCUUUACCAUAUUUGCCGAUGAAGAAACCCGCGAACUCGCUUCAAAUUCUGAAUUUUUCAUCAAUAUUUUGAAAAUAUUGUUGGAAAGCCACGACUGCCACAAUAUGAAGAUUGCGACACUUGCAGUACGACGCGCUCCGAAAUCAGUCGCUUUUAUUCGUCGUUUGGAAGAAAACGGAAUAAUUCUUCAAUUUGCAGUCGAAACUCAGAACGGAGCCACAGAUAAAUACUACACCAACUGCUUAUCAUUCAUUGAUGAUAUUGGCCGUGUUUGCUAUUCCCCGAGUUAUCUCAAAUUUAUUCCAAUACUUACGAAGCUUUUAAGCUCCCAGAAGUUCGUAUCCGAUGCAAUAACUGCGAUGGUAACUCUCUCUUUCCACAGCGAAUGCUCUAAGGCCAUGAAAUCUGAUAAGCUCAAGAAAUACUUUCACAAUCUGGCCAGUAUCGAACAGUAUGAAAAGGCAUCGAAAGUAUUUCUGAAAAAUCUUAAUAGUAUCUAA